AUGAAAUGUGUAAAACAUCCGGGUAAUCAGAUCAUUUCGGUCUCUGUCACGUGUGAUUCCACACUGGUCUGUGAGGAUUGUAUGACGGACGAGCAACACAAAUCUCAUGUCUUCGAGAAACCAAAAACAAUUGCAAAUAACAUCAAAACAAAGCUACAGAAACAAGAGGAGACAGUAUCUGUAUUAAUGUCCUGCUUAGAGGUGGACUUGGAUGAGGCACAGAAGCUAAAAUCACAACAAGAACACAACCAAAACAAAAUAAUCAAAAGAAUAAACAACAGCAGAGAGGAAAUAAUUGAAACUGUUGCUAAGAUGGCUGUUAAAUUUAUAUCACAAUCCGAGACUCAAUUCCAACGUAACUAUGUUAAACUACAAAACGUCUCCGAUGAUAUCUCUGCAAAACUGGAAAACAUGAGACGACACAGAGAGGAAGUAAAAUAUCUCAUUGACAGCAAAGAUGAUCUAUGUGUGAUAGAGAGGUCACAGAAGCUAAAAGAUAUUGACGAACAAACGACACCUUUACCGGAACUGGAAACAAUUGAGUUUACUACGGGAAAAAUAAAUACCUGUCAGUUAGAGCUCAUGAUCAGGGGUACCGAGAAAGAACCAUCUUUACAAGGAGCUCAAGCACCACGAUUUAUGUCGUUAUCAACGAGUAAAGGAUAUGAUUUCGUUGGUAAUCUCCUUCGUCCAAGGAAGGAACUUUUGUUGGAACGGACAUUCAAACAGUCAGAAUCAAAAUCGAUAACGUAUAUAUGUUUUGCCUUUGAUGGGCAAGCAUGGAUAAAAUGUCACAAAAGCAAAAAAAUAUCGCUGACGGAUAAACACGGACAUGUUAAAAAAACGUUAGACUUUGACGUCUUGAUUCUUGGUAUGACAGUUGUAAAUGACCAAACACUGUUAAUAUGUGGAGAGGGGGAUAGAGAUAUUAAACAGGUCACACUGUCGAGUGGAGAGAUCACUUCACUCUUCUCUACUGGAAAGUUGAUGCCGAGAGAUAUCUGUACUGCACCCAAUGGAGACCUCUAUGUAACUCUUAGGGAUGAAAUUGGUUUCAUAACUACCCGGAAAAGUGAGAGAGUAUUGGCACGGUACUGUCCACGGGGCCGGGAGAAAGAUCGAGCUCUUUAUGAUAGACGGGGUAACGCCCUGUUUGUCUGUCCAGGGAAGGUAAGGAUCAGUAACACAGGGGGCGUUAUAGGCGUGACCAAUUUUACAGCCAAGGACGUCAAUCACCUGGUUCUACUGAAUGCAGAUCUUACGUUAAAGUCCCGAUAUCUAGGCCAUGGCAAGAUCAUACAUGGGGAGGAUACAUUUGAUGCGACUAGCUACAAAAAUGGUUGGCGCUUUAUCAUUGACGAUUUCAUCUUCGAUUCUUCAGAGAAUAUUAUCAUUUGUGAGGCCUAUACCAAAUCUGUACAGUUACUGUCCAUAGAUUUCGUCACCAUGCAGACCCUCCUGCCAAAACAGGAGAGUGAACCGAGGUCCAUCUCCAUGACGGGUGACGAGAUGUGGCUGGGUUUUCUGAACGGAACCGUGAAAGUGUACAAGUUUAGAAACGCUGAUGAACAACCUACAUCGUCCGACACCCAUCUGUAA
Molecule: messenger RNA, 1599 nt
Organism: Ylistrum balloti
Lineage: Eukaryota; Metazoa; Mollusca; Bivalvia; Pectinida; Pectinidae
Exons: 1
Coding region: 1-1599 (532 amino acids)
Source: RefSeq, a predicted model, not a curated record